Messenger RNA from Nilaparvata lugens (brown planthopper), 2898 nucleotides. Its product is annotated as dnaJ protein homolog 1. NCBI's taxonomy places the organism in Eukaryota, Metazoa, Arthropoda, Insecta, Hemiptera, Delphacidae. The record is from RefSeq and is a predicted model, not a curated record. Gene Ontology annotation, molecular function: protein-folding chaperone binding. Gene Ontology annotation, cellular component: cytosol. Gene Ontology annotation, biological process: negative regulation of transcription by RNA polymerase II. The coding region runs from base 291 to 1379 and encodes 362 amino acids. The transcript is spliced from 3 exons.
CGUGUUGUUUUUCAAAUCUGCAUUACUUCUCAGUCACUCUGUGAGACAUCCAGCUGAAAUGGAGGCUGUGAUUUUAGUUCUAGAAUGUUCCAGAACAUGCUGGGCUACACAACAGCCUUGAAAUUGAUCAGCCAGAUAUCAGAAUCAGUUUGUGUUUGACUGCUACGAACGUUGGUUGUAUUUCGUGAAUAAGUGACGGGUGUGGAACUUUUCCAUUUUUAGUGUUGUGAUAUUCAAUUUGUUUUGUGUUUGUGAAAGUUGAUUUCUUUUUCAUCAAAUUAUAAAGUGUAAUGGGGAAAGAUUACUACAGUAUUCUCGGUCUACAAAAAGGUGCUAAUGAUGAUGCUAUCAAAAAGGCCUACAGGAAGUUGGCCCUGAAGUACCAUCCAGACAAAAACAAGAGCCCUGGCGCGGAUGAGAAGUUCAAAGAGAUAGCAGAAGCCUACGAAGUGUUGAGUGAUAAGAAGAAGCGAGAUAUCUAUGAUAAGUACGGCGAGGAGGGACUGAAGGGGAGUGCGGGCAGUGCGGGGGGAGGGGGUAUGGGACCGAAUGGGUCCAACUUCACGUAUACGUUCCACGGGGACCCGCGCGCGACAUUCGCCCAGUUCUUUGGCACGUCGAGUCCGUUCAACUCGUUCUUCGACUUUGGCCCGGACAACCGAGGAAAUGGCAUGUUCUCGACAUUCGGCCAUGACGACGACAUGGAUAUGGACCAGGACAUAUUCUCGCACGGCAUCCACCUGGGUGGCGGCCCAAUGGGCAGAGGCCCCGGCGGCGCUUUCCGCUCCCAGUCGUUCAACAACCCCACACUCAACCGCGGCAAGGAUAAACUACAGGAUGCGCCCAUCGAAACCGACCUCUACGUCACCUUGGAGGACAUUCUGCGCGGCUGCACUAAACGCAUGAAGAUCUCGCGGAAGGUGAUGCAGCCUGACGGCACCGCCAAGAAGGAGGACAAAGUUCUGACCAUUCAUGUGAAGCCGGGCUGGAAAGCGGGCACAAAGAUCACAUUUCAAAAGGAGGGAGACCAAGGAAGGAAUAAAAUCCCGGCUGAUAUUGUGUUCAUCAUCCGAGACAAGCCUCAUCCUCACUUCAGGCGGGAAGGAAGUGAUGUCAGAUACACUGCCAAAAUCACAUUAAAACAGGCUCUGUGUGGCACAAUAGUGGAAGUGCCCACACUCACAGGCAGCAAAGUGACAUUGGACUUCUCCAAAGAAAUAGUGAAGCCGGCAACAGUGAAGCGAAUUCAAGGCCACGGACUUCCAUUCCCGAAAGAGCCAAGCCGUAAAGGUGAUCUAUUAGUUUCGUUCGAUAUCAAAUUUCCCGACACUCUCUCUCAAAGUACUAAGGACAUUUUGUAUGACACUCUACCUCAAUGAGAAUACGCUUCAGGAGCCUUGUACAGGUUUGAUGGUUUCCUAGAUAAUUUCACCCGGAAGUGAAUGAAUGCAAUUGGACACUCGACUACUGUCAAAUUUAUUGUUAAUUUUGGACAUGAAAAUCUCUUGGUUAUGCGAUAACACUCUUUUUCAUAAUUUAUUUUCUACGGUGAACAAAUAAUUCAUUUUACAGAACUAAUUUUAAUACCAUGUAGAAUAGCACUUAUGUAAAAGAAUCAUGUCAUAAAGGUCUAGAAAAAAGCGAAACGAAGUUGUAUUAUUUAUUAAUAGAAAGUUAUAAGUAAUGUCAGAUAGUGUAUAUUUUUUAUAUUGGUGAGUUUGGUUGAAUUGGUACUUUCCAGACAUGGAAACUAUUGUAUUAUUCUUAUUAGAUAGUUAGUAAACUCGUACUUUUUAUAAAAAGUAAGUAAAUAUUGUUAGACUGAUUUGUCAGUUGAUAACUUGUAAAUACCGAACUGAAACUUGAUAUUAAUCUUAUAUAAAUUAUUGUUGUAUGUAGAAAUCGAUUUUUGAAAACAUCUAGUAUGUAUUUGGACAGCAUUUAAGUCUGAAACUAAUGAAUCUAUACAAUUAUUAAAUUCUCACACAAUACCUAUGACCUCCAAUUCAGCCUAAGCGUGUUUAGUUCAUUUAUACGGUAUGAAUGUUGAAUAAGAUUUCAUUUAGGUUCCAGAAAUUAAAGAUGCCAGACUGACUUUUUCAAUUUUCUCAGUCUAUAAAAUUCCUAUCUUUAAUUAGUUUUGCUUGAAAUUGAAUCCAAAGCUAUUGUAAUAACGAACAAGUAAUUAAUGGACCGUGGUGAUUCUCAAAAUAUUGGAAUUCGGCUGUAAUUCUCCUUACAUUAUGAGAUUAUGAGCAGUGUUCAUGGAAGUCGUUCUCCAUAACAAGUUUCUUGUUUCCUAUUGUAACAGAAUGUAGAAUGCAAUCUUAAAUUAUACAUGUGGAUAGAGUUUUCUUGAAUAUUCUAAUAUUAUGCAUUCUAAAAUUUAUUCGUCAAUUCUCAAGUACUUUAUAUUUUAUAAUUUUCAAAUAUAAAUACUUGAAAAUUUUUGAAAUGCAUAAAAAUUAGAAAUUUUUGUUCAUCCUGCCAAUCAUAUAACGCAAUGACACGCUGUGUUGAGUCAUGGCAGCUACUAGACUGAACAUCAUAAAAAUUAUGUAGGAAAUACCUCAAAUAUUGACAAUUUGCUUGAAAACUCAAAGAAUCGCAUUGAAACGUCAUCAUAUUCUUGAGAAUGAUAAUUAGUGAAUAUCUCGGUCAGCUAGCUCUGAACUGUAAAUUAAGAUCCGCACAUAAAUUUUUCUCGUAGCCUGUAUAUAUAUUCCAUCAUAUUUUGAAGGUGAAACCAUAUUGGUUAUUCAAGUUACACAAAGGCUGCAUAAAUUAUUAUUAUCAAUUUGUACAUAAAAGUGUUAUGUUUGUUUGAAUCCGUUAUAUUUUGUAAUUGUGAGAGAAUUAAUUAAAAAUAUUUGUAAAAUAAAAUUGACAUAAUUUCAA